Oncorhynchus kisutch (coho salmon) is the source of this 2747-nucleotide messenger RNA. It is a transcript of the gene bpnt2, whose product is annotated as 3'(2'), 5'-bisphosphate nucleotidase 2. The transcript is spliced from 5 exons. Gene Ontology annotation, biological process: phosphatidylinositol phosphate biosynthetic process. The record is from RefSeq and is a predicted model, not a curated record. Gene Ontology annotation, cellular component: endomembrane system. Lineage: Eukaryota; Metazoa; Chordata; Actinopteri; Salmoniformes; Salmonidae. Bases 447 to 1475 code for a protein of 342 amino acids. Gene Ontology annotation, molecular function: 3'-nucleotidase activity.
GACCCGGAAAAGAAACAAUCAGAUACUUUGAACUCUGACCCCGCCCACCGUGUACGUGGAGCAAAAACAAUUACUCAUAUGCUGCUCGUUUUCUCUUCUGACCUUAGUCGUGCAAGAAUUUUUGAGAAAUAGGUACUGACCGAUGGUAUAUUAUUUAGCAAACUAUAUGGGGAAGCUGAUGUUGUCUUUAGAAGUCAUGUUUUCUACGUUUGCUUGACAGCCAAUGAUAGCACUCCAGGUAACGUUAGCUAGCUAACUAAUGUCGCUAGCAAGCUAGCUAGGUAACCCAUAAAAAAACACAGGUAAAUUGUUCAACUGCGUAAGCUAGGAAUGUAAAUAACUUUUGAAAUGAAAACUAGCUAGCAAUCAUUAUCAUUGUCUUGCAUUUACGAACCCUGGCAGUGGUUGUGUGUGACAUUUAGCUAGCUAGCUGAUUAACUAAACCGAUGGCUCCUAUGGGAAUCCGUCUUUCGCCACUCGGAGUGGCCGUGUUUUGCUUAUUGGGACUCGGCGUGAUCUACCACCUAUAUGCCGGAGUUAUAUCCAGCCGCAUAGCUGCUUUCACGUCGAAGAGAACAGUGAAUCUCCGCGACCUGCUCGCACUGUCAGUCGAGGCUGCAGUCCAGGGCGGUCGGGAGGUGAAGAGGGUCAGAGAAGAGGACAAGUUAGAAGAGAAGACCAAGGGGAAAACGAAGGAAGGGGCGAGUGAAAAGCUCACUCAGGGGGACUUAAACUCUCACAGAAAGAUGUAUUAUCUUAUCAAGAACACUUAUCCAUAUGUACAGGUGAACUCUGAAGAACAUGAUGAGACCAACAAUGAGCUGGGGGUGUGGAACAGAGACAUCCCUGCUGACAUCCUAAAAAGCGUGGAGGUGGGCAGGGAUGUGCCUGCUGACAGUAUCACCAUCUGGAUAGACCCACUGGACGCCACUCAGGAGUAUACAGAGAACCUGCUCAAGUAUGUCACGACCAUGGUGUGUGUGGCCGUGGAUGGGAAACCUGUCAUAGGCGUGAUCCACAAACCUUUCACAGGAUACACAGCUUGGGCCUUGGUUGGUCAUGGGUCUAACAUGAAGCCUCGCACCACCUACAACAUGAACCCCCCCAAGGUCAUCGUGUCCCGGUCGCAUGCCGGGAAGGUGAAGGGUUUCAUCGAGGAGGCUUUCGGCAACACUACAGUUAUUCUCCCAGCAGGGGGUGCAGGCUAUAAGGUGUUGGCUCUGCUGGACCCCCUUGAUGAGGACAUUGAGAAGGCUGACGUGUACAUCCACGUCACCUUCAUCAAGAAGUGGGACAUCUGCGCCGGCAACGCCCUGCUCGCGGCCCUGGGAGGUCACAUGACUACGCUGAAGGGCGAGGAGAUAGACUACUCGGGGGCCGCGGGCAACAGGGAGGGUCUGCUGGCCAGCGUCAAGGUGGACCACCAGGACCUGGUGGCCAAACUGCCGGCAUGGGACUCCUCUGACAAACACUGAGGAUCACACACACACUCACACACACACACACACACACACACACACACACACACAUACACACAGAUGAUCAGAGACAAAUGGAUAAGAUGACCAUAAGCCUUGAAGAUCUAACAAGCACAGAUGAGAGGACAAGACAAUAAUGCAAUAUAUUACAAAGCCCGCCAGUCUCCUUCAAACUCCUUUCUCCAUUUGUUAACGUUUGUUAAGCUAGAUAGGUUAACCGUUUGAGGAGAUAAAUUGUUUAACUCUCGCUUAACACCUUACAUGAUAGGGGUGGGGUUUUGGCUGCUGCAAUGCGAAUCGAGUUUGAAUAUUGGAAUGGUAGUUUGAGUAGACCUUUCCUUUAAAAAAUAUAAUACAUUUUCCGCUUGACACAGUCCCAACGUGAAAAUCCUACAUCCUGGAAAGUCUUAACUGCUGACAUGCAAGACAUUUUGGGAUUGUACAGUGGACUAAUGGAAAAAAAUACCAAAAGAUUGUUUGAGUGGAUUUGUACUUUAAUGCAUGGUACUUCCUUCAGAUUCACAUUCAUUUGAUUGUUCUGUAUGCAUGUGAAGGUACAGUUUCCUUAUUUUUUCAUGAAUAUCAUCAAAGUUCACUUUGUAUCGCAGCCUCCUUCGCCUCCACCUUUUGGGAAAAAGGCUAUACAGUGUGUUAAAUCCAUAUGUGGCUUAUUUAGUCAAUGCAUUUGUAAGUAAGUCUUCUCUACUAGAAACCAUGCUUUUGUAUGUAUGUUAAGUGGAAAUACUUAUUAGCUAAACAUGCUAAUUUAGCAACAAUAUAUUGGAGAUCUUUGGUAAUGAUUUAGAUUGUCAACAGAACACCCCUACUGUAUAUUGACAUUCGGAAUAGACCAUCCAUACAUGGAUAUCACUAACACUGUGAAUACUAACUGUAUUGUCCAACUGCGCUUUCUCAAAAGGACUAUUUUUGUGCCGUGUGUGCACAUGUUUUGUGUCUGAACUGGAUGUGAUUGCUAAGCCUGUGCAUAUAGCUGUCAUGUAGCUGUGUCUCUCAAACUCCCCUCUUUUGUUUCAAAUGAAAUGGCGGUGUGCAUGACAUCAGUGACGGGGUUAUGACUGCUUCAUACGUGAUCGAGAUCAUUUCAUUUCUGUUUGACGUAUGUUGCACUGUUGAGAAUUACAGGUUCAAAGCUGUCCCUGUCCAUUAAUUGAACCCGUUUCUAUAAGCACUUGUCAUGUUUUCAAAAGAUAGCGUAUCUUAUGAAGAGAUUACAGCAAAAAUAAAGAAGCAGAAUGAUGGAAUCCUAAA